Molecule: messenger RNA, 1151 nt
Organism: Aspergillus costaricaensis CBS 115574
Lineage: Eukaryota; Fungi; Ascomycota; Eurotiomycetes; Eurotiales; Aspergillaceae
Product: porphobilinogen deaminase
Exons: 2
Coding region: 71-1111 (346 amino acids)
Biological process (GO): heme biosynthetic process
Cellular component (GO): cytoplasm
Molecular function (GO): hydroxymethylbilane synthase activity
Source: RefSeq, a predicted model, not a curated record
CACGAAGUCCAAUUGUCAUCUACAAACUACGCACAAGUCAUAUUUCCCAGUCACUAUCGCGUAAUUUGAGAUGUCACAGAAUACGCCACCCACAGUACAGGAGCUGCGCCUGGGCACCCGCAAUUCCAAACUGGCAUUAGUACAAGCAGAGCAUGUCUCCAAGGAAUUGACCCGUGCUCACCCCGGUGUCCAGUUUCCCUGGCAAACCGUGGUGGUGCGCGGUGAUGUUGACAAGAGCAGUCCUUUCUUGAAGUUUGCAGGGCCAUCUGAUGCAGCAAAGAACAUUUGGACCGAAGAGAUGGAAACCAAGCUGUGCGCAGGAGAGCUGGACCUCCUCGUGCAUUGCCUGAAAGAUAUGCCGACGCGCCUACCAGAGAACUGCACACUGGGGGCUAUUGUUUAUCGGGAAGAUCCCACCGAUGCGUUGGUGAUGAAGGAGGGGCUGCGGUCGCAGUAUACGGAUCUGAGUCAAUUGCCCCCCGGCUCCGUGGUGGGCACUAGUUCCACUAGACGGAAAGCCCUACUUCGAUACAGAUACCCACACCUGAAAGUGGAGGAAUGCCGUGGCAAUCUCGGAACGCGACUGAGAAAGCUAGAUGACCCAGAAGGUUCAUUUUCGGCAAUCAUCCUGGCCACGGCCGGUAUGGUCCGCAUUAAUCUAGAAGACCGCAUCACUAAGCGCUUUCCUCCAUCGGAAUUCCCGUAUGCUGUCGGUCAGGGCGCCUUGGGCAUUGAAAUCCGCAAGCAGGAUACCCAGACAGAGACCAUGGUUCGCAAAAUUGAAGAUCUACUUACCCGACAGAUCUGUCUGGCAGAGCGCUCACUACUGCGCACUCUUCAAGGUGGCUGUUCGUCUCCGGUUGCAGUACAAUGCACUGUUGAGCAGCCACCGACAGCUUCCUCGGCAGCUCGAUUGCGACUAGAUGGUACUAUUAUUCAUCCCCAUGGGACAACAUUGAUAUCCGAACGGACGACAGCGGAAGUGGGAACGGAUGAGGAUGCUGAGGCGCUGGGUGCUACAGUGGCUCAGCUUUUGUUAGCAAAUGGCGGGCAAGCUUUGUUGGAAGAAAUUCGGUUGCUACAAGAGACGAUUACGACCGACGCGAAAUAGUGGAGGACCUGAAAAUGUACCACUAAAUAAUAGAAUCAAU